UUUAUUGUCAAAGUUCAACAAAUAUAUAAACACAUAUGUACAUGUGAGUAUAUUUGAAAACAUAUGAAAACAAUUUACUUAGAAGGGAGACAUGUGGUACACACACACUGGCAAAAAUCUAAACGUGAGAAUCCAGUUUAGUACACUAGUCCAAUGUGUUUUCGAAAACUACAUAAGAAAGUUAGAAAAUAUGUGCAUGUAUAUACAGUAAGUCUAUGCAGCAAAGGCUCUCCAUAAAACCCUGGAUAAAUUUAGCUCCAACCAGACAUUUCUCACUUGAGAUGUAUCAUUUCAAAAAUACUUUCACGACACCAACUCCUAUUUAUGCAGGGGCACAUUUAUAACCCUUGAAAAAUGAGCACAAUGGGCUAAAGACAGACAACUUGGCAAAUGUGCAGAUUACUGUGUUGGCAGUCGUACGACAUGUUUUUGUUACAUUUGGACUCUUUGUUCUACUGAAUACAAACAAUUAUCAGAAUUCGUUUAAAAUACUGUUAAUGCCAUUUCGUUAAAACAGUGGGCAAAAAAACAAUAUCUGAAUAUACCGAUCAUAUCUUAAUACUUUGUUAUACAGACUUAAAUGAGAACUUUUAUGUAUUGUCUCUUUACCUUAAUGAUCCCAACAAAUAAACAGAUUUGAAAAAUGUGCUUUUGGUUCGAGGUGGCGGCAUGGCCCGACUUCCGCUUCUCCCCCCGCCCCCUUCAGUUGUUGUGGCGCAUGGGAGGUGGGGUGAAGUGACGUCAUAUCACACGCCGGCUUCUGAUUGGCUGUCGAGUCUCACCCGACACAGCUGUCUGUGAUUGUGUUGUCUGAUCGAGAAGAAGCUGUUUUUACUUAGCACGACGACGUGUUUUUAGCUCAUUCCUCUCUUCUUACUAGCGUGCAGACAAUAAUGUGAAGAAACUACUCCGCAGUGGGGUGCAAAUAGAAGCCCGGGGAGAGGGUUCAUCGACUGCAGAGAGGAGUUAAGAGAUCAAGUGCCAAAUGUCUAGCCUAGAGGAGCAAUAUUGGAGUUGCUCUCGUGCACCUCAGUUGGAACGCGAACAGUCGUCGUCACCAUCUUCUACGACCAACUGGUGGGCGUCCAAAGGCGAGGAAAUGAUGUCCAUCAUCACAUCGGUUCUGAGCAGCGCUUAUGCCUCGCUGCACCGCCACCGGACAUUCAACUUGAUCCGCCGCGGUCUGGUGCUUUUCGCCGUCGGUGUGAUCCUUGCCCUGGUGCUCAAUUUAUUGCAAAUCCAACGGAACGUCACGCUCUUCCCCGAGGAGGUGAUGACCACCUUGUUCUCGUCAGCCUGGUGGAUCCCGCCGUGCUGCGGUACAGGGGCAGCUGUAGUGGGCCUGCUGUACCCGUGUCUCGAUAGCCAUCUUGGUGAGCCGCACAAGUUCAAGCGGGAAUGGGCGAGCGUCAUGAGGUGCAUCGCAGUCUUCGUGGGCAUCAACCACGCCAGCGUUAAACUGGACAUUGACAACAGUGUUCAGCUGUCGCUCACCCUAGCCGCCCUGUCACUCGGCCUGUGGUGGACCUUCGACCGCUCGCGUAGCGGGUUCGGCUUGGGCGUCACCACAGCCUUCCUUGCCACAGUCUUUACUCAGCUUCUGGUCUACAACGGCGUCUAUCAGUACACGUCUCCAGACUUCUUGUACGUACGCUCCUGGCUGCCUUGUAUUUUCUUCUCCGGCGGCGUCACCGUAGGAAACAUCGGACGCCAACUGGCCAUGGGUGGUGUCGAGAAGCCGCACAGCGACUGAGGGAAACGUCGCAAAACUGGGGGGGGGGGACCCGUGCGGUUUGACGUGCCAUGAGACUUCGAAGGCCACGCCCACCAUGGCUUCAAAAAACGACAGGACAGUGUUUUCCUCUUUUUGUCUUUUUUAUUUGAUAAGCUGAAGUUGACUUUGACAAGUUUUUAAAAGGGAAACUUUCUGGAUUUUUCUGGCAUGCAAGGAUUUUUUUCUUUUUAAGUUUCUCAAACUUUUUUUAAAGUGACUGUACCACACGUUGCGGACGAAGGAAGAACAGCAGGAAAUAUACGCAGCAGUGCCAAUUGGGUUGCAAAAUAUCCUUUGAUUAACUUGUAUUUGUCAUGAAGGGACAUCAAUGCUGUUUAGACCGUACCGCGAGUAUUGCUUCAAGAUUAAAGGGGUCCGUGAUUUUUAAAAAAUGACCCACAAAUUUUCUGUUUUAGUUUCCAGAUAAGAGUAAAGACACUAGUAAGUAGCUGUGCUGUUCUCAGGUGUCAGUAACUAGCAAGUAUUAGACUAAUUGAGUAGCAAUAAGAUUAGCUAAAGUGGAGAAAAUGAAAUUCAGAAUUUAGUCUGUUUUCAUUGAUAUUAGUUGAUGUAGGCAUAUCAAAAUCCAGAUGUUUAGCCAUUGGUCCUAGCUACAGAAGUUGUCGCAACACUUGAUGGGGCUGCAAAACAAAAGACAAAAACAAUUUGGUUAGGUAUUGGCAUCAGCAGAUGAAACAGAACCCAGGUUUCACCAGUAUUUUAAGACCAAAAGAAAUGUUGGCAUAGGUAAAUAGAACCAGGAAUUAGACCGGAUCGUUGAAAAAAAAAUCAACAAAUGAUUUAGCUAGUGUCUGGUUGGAAUGGAAGCUGGAUUUUGGCUGACACGGAAAUUAAAAAUCACAGAAACGGAAAUCAAAAAGUCGUGUGACGGAAUCUCAAUAGUUGCAGAGACCAAUGUUUAGCCUGGCUAGGAUAUGACGACCUCAGAAAUUAGCGUCAAAAGGACAAGUGUCUGCAACUAGCUAGUGUCACAGUAAUUAAUGCCUGACAUUAACUGGUAUUUUGAGUUCUUAAGGCCCAAGAGAUGAACUAGUAUUGAGGUAGAUGCAAGUCGCUAAUUGGCUAGUCCAAAAUAGUGUAUUAUAGUCCAUAAUAUCGUAUUGGGAGGUCAAGACUCCAGGAACUAGCCAGUAUCCAAAGAAUCUAUUCUCUUUGACAGACAAUCUGUCAAGUGUGUUUCUGGAAAGGGGCCGAAGAUUAGCUUUGCAAUCUGUGAUUGCCUGUGUAUUGAAAUAUUGUAUUACAGCUAGACGAUGGUGAUCUUUGUCACUAUUGUGUAAAAGAAAAAAUGUACAUAACAAAAAACAAAAUGGCUUGUAAACUCACACACAUUCCGGUGUUAUUACUGUCCGUAUGUGAGCUUGAUAAGAGCAAUCAGAGGACACACAUGCCAAUUAUUAUUUAUUAUGAUUUCUGACAAGUCAGGAUUCUCAGUCGAUCUGGCGUCAUUACACAUUCAGCUGCAAUACAGGAAGGAGAAUUUAUUUUUCUAUUAAAUGAAACUCGUGCGGUGGAGGAGGAAGCUUUACUUUGGUUUGGAGGUGAUGAAGCGCCUCGUUUGUGCUUUCAUGUGUAUUAGCCUUUUUUUAUGCUAUCUAAAAUAAAAUACAUGUGGAAAUGA
This is a messenger RNA of Corythoichthys intestinalis (scribbled pipefish), 3416 nucleotides long. It is a transcript of the gene insig1, whose product is annotated as insulin induced gene 1. The record is from RefSeq and is a predicted model, not a curated record. NCBI's taxonomy places the organism in Eukaryota, Metazoa, Chordata, Actinopteri, Syngnathiformes, Syngnathidae. Bases 986 to 1753 code for a protein of 255 amino acids. Gene Ontology annotation, cellular component: SREBP-SCAP-Insig complex; endoplasmic reticulum. Gene Ontology annotation, biological process: SREBP-SCAP complex retention in endoplasmic reticulum; cellular response to insulin stimulus; SREBP signaling pathway. The transcript is spliced from 6 exons.